Penicillium olsonii is the source of this 2037-nucleotide messenger RNA. NCBI's taxonomy places the organism in Eukaryota, Fungi, Ascomycota, Eurotiomycetes, Eurotiales, Aspergillaceae. The record is from the annotation of a GenBank genome assembly.
AUGGAAAGCCCACUUAGCUCUGGUAUUCCGGCGAGCUCCGAGAAUAUACAUGCUCGCAGUUGUCACAAAUGUAACCAGAGGAAGACCCGCUGCAGCAAGACGCUUCCAUGCACCAGUUGCGUCAAGCUAGGGGUGGAAUGUAUCUUUCCGCCACCGGGCCGAGCGCCCCGCAGAAAAAAGAGAGCAUUGAAGGCGGAGCUGGUAUCGCGAGUGAAGUAUUUGGAGCAUCGGCUUCAUGACCUUGGCGAGGAAUCCAAGCCCCAGACUCACCCGUCUAAGCAUGAGCUGCAUGACGCUUCACACACCGAAGACAUAUCUCCCGUGAGCGACACUGCCUCCCACUUGGGAUCUCGAAAGGACGAUGGUGCUGCGAGUGGAGCAGCCGGUCCUCUGGGGCAGCUCGUGAACGGUGGGGAGGGACGACAGUAUGUGGAGCACGAAGCUCUCGUGGGGUUUCAGAAUGAGAUGGCGAGCAGUUCCAGCAGGGAAUCCCCAACGAAAGGACCAAUGCAGAGCCAGGGACCAAACUCAAGUGCAUACAUGUUCGGGUUUCGUGCUCUUGCAGAGUCUCUUCAUAGCCUGCAUCCGCCACCGCUCACCAGUCACUUCUUUUGGGAAAUCUACGAGAGAAACGUGGCACCCUUAAUCUCGAUUCUUCACAAACCGACUAUCCAUCGGCUGGUCCGGAAAGCAGCGACCAAUGCUGAAUUCCUCGACUCCUCUGACGAAGCACUGGUCUUUGCUGUAUACUUUGCUGCAGUUGCCAGCAUGAAGCCUGAAGACUGCCUCCAAAAAUGUAAGACGGAUCAUGAGACACUAAUUCAUCAUUAUCGUUUUGCGACAGAGCAAGCACUCGCCCGAGCAAACUUCCUGAAAACACGCAGUCUAACCGUACUGCAAGCCUUGGUCUUGUUCUUGACUACUCUAUGGUGUGCUGAGGAUGGAAAUUUCAUUUGGGCUAUGACAUCUGUGGUGUACAGGCUCGCGCAAGGAUCAGGCUUACACCGUGACGGGUCCCAUCUCGGAUUGAGUCCAUUUGAAACGGAAAUGCGCCGACGGCUUUGGUGGUAUAUCUAUCUUCUCGAUACACAGUCAUCAGAAGCACAAGCAAUAGGUCGUCUGAUAUAUGAAGGAAGCUAUGAUACUCGACUCCCGCUCAACGUCAACGACAGUGAUAUUUCCCCAGAGGCAACGAAGCCAUUCACAGCUCGCAUUGGAUUUACUGAGAUGACCUUCUGUUUGAUUCGAUGCGAAAUCAUCAUUCGAUCCCGUCAAAUGUGUGGAAGUUCAAGGCCCAGUCUUACGCCGAGGCGAUCAUCCAUUGAAGAGACCGAGAAGAACUUGAAUGAGAUCAACUCCUUCCUGGAGAGCGGUCAUCUCCGAUUCUGCGACUUGCACGUGCCAAUCCAGUGGACUGCAGCUACUAUUACGCGCAUCGCGUUGGCGCGGUCAUGGCUCACAGCUCAUUUCACUCUGAUAACUACUGGUGAGCUCAGCACAGACCGGUGGCAGAAGCGACGUGAGACUCUUUUCCAAACUGCCAUCGAUGUUUUGGAGUUUACCCAUUUGCUGGAGACGAGUGCAGAAACAGCAGAUUGGAUCUGGCUCUUCCAGAUGUAUCGGCAGUGGCAUGCCUUGGUCUUUGUUUUAUCGGAGAUAUGUGUGCGGCCGGCAUCGGAUGCCGCGGACCGCGCCUGGGUGAUAGCACAAUUAAUGUUUCAACGGUGGCAACAGAAGGGCCCGCCGAAAGGAUGGGUGCUUUGGGAGCCGCUCUCGCGUCUGUUUGAACGCGCUGCUACGAAACGUGCAAAGGAGCAGAAUUUCCUGGAUGUCGAGCAACUUGAAAGAGAUCUUCAAAUCCCGGCUCUGCACGAUUCAUCGCAAAUAUCUCUUGACUGGGUUUCUCAGGACACUGGUCUUAGUUCGGUGGGACAGGAUGCUGUGGCUUCUGGAAUUGACACCUCGGCUAUGGACAUAUACCGUGAGAUAAUGCAGGAUGCUGGGUCAAUACUGGAUUGGCAUCAUGAUGAGACUUGA